Messenger RNA from Epinephelus fuscoguttatus (brown-marbled grouper), 8719 nucleotides. It is a transcript of the gene mcf2la, whose product is annotated as mcf.2 cell line derived transforming sequence-like a. Gene Ontology annotation, molecular function: guanyl-nucleotide exchange factor activity; protein binding. The transcript has 30 exons. Gene Ontology annotation, cellular component: extrinsic component of membrane; cytoplasm. NCBI's taxonomy places the organism in Eukaryota, Metazoa, Chordata, Actinopteri, Perciformes, Serranidae. Bases 2560 to 5916 code for a protein of 1118 amino acids. The record is from RefSeq and is a predicted model, not a curated record. Gene Ontology annotation, biological process: positive regulation of Rho protein signal transduction; intracellular signal transduction.
UGGCCAGAGGGUUGUCUGAGUCAUGUUCUGAUGUCAGACAGACGAGGGGCCGUACACUAAUAUUAUAUCAUUCCAAAAAAUGUUGUCGUUUAAUUUUUGCAGCUGAUUGAGUUCUGUAAGUGCUGUCACAUGUUCAUGCAGGGGCUGCAAGUAUGACGUGUGUUUGAUUUGAUUAGUUAAGUGUGUCAGGAUGAACAGAAGAGAAAAUCAUUUCACAACACAGAGUAAUUUAACCUCUCCAAAGUGUUUAUGCCCAGCGUGAAUAGACCAUAUUAGUAUUUAUAACCAGUAUAAAUCAUGUUUAAAUUUUCAAGAGAGCAGUUGGAAAACGGGCUCUACCAGCAACAAGCCACAAUAAUUGAGUUUGUCGUCAGAGUGAUUUAUGUUGAAGGCAUUUCAGAGCAGGAGAGGUUUUGAUCUUUCAGACACAUAAUGAAAGUGUUUGAUCCUUGCUCGCUACUUUUAGAAGUUUAAAUUGGGAAUGCACAUUUGCACAAAGCAAAUGUGCGCUGAUAACUUAAUGAACUGGAAUAAAGAUAAUGUGAUAGUUGAAGGUAGGUGGAGGCCUUUACAGAUGGCACCAGUGUCGUCUCCCCAUCACCAGUAGAGCCAAUGGAUGUAUAAAGACAACUGGAUACAGCAUUGGAGGCGGUUCCCCAUUCGUUCCUAUGAUAGUUGCUUAGUGGUGCAUAAAGCCAAUAGCGUGUGACUUCCUGAUCUCGUGCUUGUUUGGGCCCAAUGAGCGCACCAGAGACUGAGACAGAGUCUGUGCAAUAAUGAUCUCCCAUCCAAACAUCUGUCCAAGCUAAAUUGGUUCCCAUGUUUGAUUCAUAUUUAAUAGCGUAUAAUUUAAUCGGUCAUGGUAAUAAAACAGCCUUGGGGUCAUGUUUACUGUGAGAAAUUAGUCACCAAUUUCCUCAUGAGGACGGUGAAUUGAUAGCUGCUGUUGUGAAGAUGAUGUCGAAUAGCUGACACACUCUUUAUCUUGUGUACACACACACACACACAGAGAAACACAAAUUAUUGAUAUAGUCAUGUCUGAUUCCCUGUUCUUGCUGGACUUUCAGACACCUGACUGUAUGUGUUCAUGUGAUUUCAACCCUUUGAAACCUGAGAAAAUUGUCUUGAAUUCCGUGAAAAACAUGGGAAGAAGUCAGCGAGCAACUUGAGAAGAAAUUAGUAAAAAGUACAAGAAAAAUACCUUUAAAAAUAGACCAACAAAAAGAAAAGUGCAAGAAAAUGACCUGAUUUAAAAAAAAAAAAAGUCCAAGAAAACUACUUGAAAAUUAGCAAAAAAUAGUUACAAGAAAAAUACCUUAAAAUAGCAACAACAAAGAAGUAAAAAGAGCAAGAAAAUGACAUGAAAAUUAGUGAAAAACAGUCCAAGAAAAAUACUCAGAAAUGGGCAAAAAAGUAGAAAAAAGUACAGGAAAAAUACCUUUAAAAAUAGCUGAGAAAAAAAGUAAAAAGUUCAAGAAAGUGACAUGAAAAUUAGUGGAAAAAGUACAAGAAAAGUACCUGAAAAUAGCAAAAAAAAGAGAAAGAAAGUAAAGAGUGCAAAAAAAGACCUGAAAAUUAGCAAAGAAAAGUACGAGAAAACUAACUGAAAACUAGCAAAAAAAAGUUGAAAAGUGCAAGAAAAUUACAUGAAAAAAGUACAAGCAAAAUACUCGGACAUUGGCAAAAAAGUAGUAAAAAGUACAAGAAAAGUACCUUUUAAAAUUGGCAAAAAAUAGUUAAAGUCCAAGAAAAAUACUCGUAUAUUGGCAAAAAAAAAAAGUAGUAAAAAGUACAAGAAAAAUACCUUUUAAAAAUAGCAAAAAAAGUGCAAAAAAAGACCUGAAAAUUAGCAAAGAAAUGUACGAGAAAACAAACUGAAAAUUAGCAAAAAAAAAAAAAAGUUGAAAAGUGCAAGAAAAUUCCAUGAAAAUCUGUGGAAAAAAAGUACAAGAAAACUACCUGAAAGUUAGCAAAAAAAAUGGUGAAAAAGUACAGGAAAAAUACUCAUUGAAAAUUGAAUUGAAAAAAAAAACCCAAACAAAAAUAGUAUAAAGUACAAAUAAAUACCUUAAAAAUGUGGACAUUUUCCCUGGCUUAUUUUUAAUUAUUGUUUUUAUUAUUUAUAUGAUUAUUAUUUUCUACAUCUUCUAUUUUCUUGCAGUUUGUGGGACGUGUCUUGCCACAAGUUUUUUCCUUGUCUGAAGAAAAUUAAAGCAAGUUGCUCAGGGUUCAGAGGUUUCAAUACUUGUGACAGAUGUGUGAAAGCAGCACAAGACAAGUGAUGUCAAUCCAGGUUUCAAAAGUUGAAAUUCAAACCAAACAUGUAGGUGACUGUACUGUAUUUACUUUGUCCUUCUGUACCCUGGUGAAGAGUCCAAAUCACACACAGUUAUUUGUUGGUAUAAUUAGCUGCAGGAGGGUUUAGGUCAUCCCUCCACCCCUCUCUUCCUGUGAUAAACACAGAGCAGACAUGAAGUGAGAUAAACAAUCACACAUUCACAAGAGAGCAAACAGGAGGAGAGCUCGUAGACGUAGCAUGAGCCCCACUGUGAUACGACGAUGUCUCUGUUGGAGCUGAUACAAGAGGGUCAAGAGGUGCUGACCGGACUGCUCCACAAUCUGUCUGCGUCUAUCAGUCUGUUGACCCGACACUCACACAGCAGGAGCUGUGCACUGACAGAUGACAUCAUGCAGAGGGAGGAUGGUCCUCUGUGUGCAGCAGAAAUCGGCUCCGAACUCCAGAAACAGUUCGCCAUCCUGCCAGGGGGCCGCGGGAUGAACGGCAGCCCCAUCAUCGUCUUCCCAGAGUUCCCCGAUUUCAGCGAGCUGGAGGAGGAGGAGAUCCAAAAUGUCCUUGGCUACCUCAGCAGCAUCCCCAGCGUUGCAGCAUCAGGAGUGGGAUUCAUCCUGGUCAUUGACAGACGACUGGACCGAUGGGCCGCUGUCAGGGCUACCCUGCUCCGCAUCGCAGGUUCAUUUCCAGGGAACUUACACUUGGUUCUGGUGCUGCGUCCCACUACUUUGCUCCAGCGGACUCUGUCAGACUUCCUCUUCAAGUACAACAAGGAUGAGUUCAAAAUGAAGGUGGUGAUGCUGAGUUCGGUGACUGAGCUCCACGCCUACAUCGACCCCGGACAACUGACCACGGAGUUGGGAGGCUCGCAGGAAUACUGCCAUGACAGCUGGAUCUCACACCGCACUGCAAUCGAGGCGUUCGCCCUCAUGGUGAAGACCACGGCUCAGACCCUGCAGGCGUUUGGCACUGAGCUUGCAGAGACAGAACUACCCAACGAUGCCGAGGCCACCACCAGCCUGCUGCACACACACACUCUGAAGAAGGAGAGAAUGAAGGAGGACCUGCAGGUGGCGCUGUCUCAAGGGGGACGUCUGUUGGAGUGCAUCAAUGAGCCUCUACAGACAGACCCUGAGUACAGCAUGACCUACGAUGAAGUGGAAAACUUAGCUACUGUACAGAGACUCCUUGGUCAGCUGGACGAAACAGAGACAGCGUUCGACGACUUCUGGGAGCGUCACCGCACCAAGCUGGAGCAGUGUUUACAGCUCCGCCAUUUUGAAAAGCACUUCCGUGAAGUGCGCGCCCAGCUUGACGUGACAUCCGAGCGCUUGUCUGGUUUCUCAGAGGUCAGCAUAAGCCCCGCCCAUGCUGAGCACGUUCUCCGAGAGCUCAGCGGCCACGAGGACAAAGCCUGUGACGCACUAGACCGUGCCAUGUCCCUGGCUGGUGAAGGUGACAGGCUGAUAGAGAACUCCCACUACGCCGAGGACUCCAUCAGGCCGAAAUGCAGCGAGCUGAGAGCAGUGUGUGAGGAGAUCAACUCCACGCUGCGGAGCAAGAAGGGCCUACUGUUCAGGGCCAUGGAGCUCCACCACGCUCUGGAGAAGGCGUCACGGUGGUGUGAGGAGGGCAUCUUCCUGUUGGCCAGCCAGCCAGUGGACCGCUGUCAGUCUCAGGACGGAGCCGAAGCAGCGCUGCAAGAACUGGAGCGAUACCUGGACACGGCGCCGCUGCACACCCUCGCCGACCGCAGCGCCAUCUGCUGCCAGUAUGAGGCGGUGCUAACUCCUCAACUCAGGGACCAGAUAGAGAAAGUUUUCCAGAAGCAAAGUUCUGUCCAGGAGAUGUUUGAGAAGAGACGUGUCAGCCUGAAGAAACUCGCUGCUAAACAGACCAGACCAGUCCAGCCAGUGGCACCGAGGCCUGAAGUGAAGUCACCACUGUCCUCUCCCAAUCAACAGAGAAAAGAGAGAAGAUACUCCGCAGAUAAUGCCAUCAAAAAGGUGGAGUCUCCCCUUCAUAACGGUGGCACCAGACAUGCUUCUCUCUCAGAGGAAGAAGAAAACCUGGCAGUGCUUCGGCGCCACGUGAUGAAUGAACUGCUGGAGACGGAGAGAGCGUAUGUGGAGGAGCUACUGUGUGUGCUGGAGGGCUACGCAGCUGAGAUGGACAACCCUGCCAUGGCUCACCUCAUCCCCAGCACCCUGCUGAGCAAGAAGGUCGUCUUGUUUGGCAACAUGUCGGAAAUCUACGAGUUUCACAAGAGGACAUUUCUAAAGGAACUGGAAGCAUACACUGACUGCCCAGAGCUAGUGGGCCGCUGCUUUUUAGAGAGGAUGAAGGACCUACAGAUCUACGAGGCAUACUGCCAGAACAAACCUCGCUCUGAGAGCUUGUGGAGACAGUGCUCCGACUGUGCCUUCUUCCAGGAGUGCCAGAAGAAGCUGGAACAUAAACUUGGUUUGGACUCCUACCUCCUUAAACCUGUCCAGAGAAUCACCAAGUACCAGCUACUGCUCAAGGAGUUGUUGAAGUACAGCAAAGGCUGUGAUGGCUGCGACGACCUACAGGAAGCACUCUCCUCCAUCCUGGGGAUCCUGAAAGCUGUUAACGACUCCAUGCACCUCAUCGCCAUCACAGGAUACGAGGGUAACCUGUCAGAGCUGGGUCGCCUGCUGAUGCAGGGCUCCUUUAGUGUGUGGACGGAGCAUAAAAAAGGUCACGCCAAGGUCAAGGACCUGGCUCGGUUCAAGCCCAUGCAGAGACACCUGUUCCUGCACGAGAAGGCGCUGCUCUUCUGUAAGAAGAGAGAGGAGAACGGCGAGGGCUAUGAGAAAGCGCCGUCCUACAGCUUCAAACACUCGCUCAGUAUGAGUGCGGUGGGCAUCACAGAGAGCGCCAAAGGAGACAACAAGAAGUUUGAGAUCUGGUGCAACUCCAGAGAUGAAGUUUUUAUCGUCCAGGCUCCGACGCCAGAGAUUAAAACAGCGUGGCUGAACGAGAUCCGUAAAGUUCUGACCCAACAGCUCAAAGCCUGCAGAGAUGCCAGUCAGCAGAAGAGCUCCGACUCCGUCUCCCCGAGUCCCACCAGCAACACCUCCAUCUCCCUAAGUCCCUUUCGUAGCAGCGGCCAGAAAAACCAGAAGAAGCAAGAGGAGAGGAAGGCGGAGACGAGCUCAGUGUCCGACUCCUCGUCUUCACCCAAACAUAAGGGCUGGAACAAGGCGUCUCUCUCGGUGGACGCCUCCGAAGAGAACGAUGGGUACUCCAGCGGCGAGGACCCCAUGAACUCUGACCCCGAGGAUGAUGUAGGAAGGAAGCUGGCUCCAGGGAAGUACACAGUGGUGGCAGACUGCGAGAAGGCGGGACCUCAGGAGCUGUCUGUCAAGAGUGGAGACAUGGUCCAGCUGAUCAGAGAAGGAGAGGAGGGGCAGUGGUUUGUGAAGAACCUCCGCAGCAGUAAGGAGGGCUGGGUGGCCGCCGCAAACCUCCUCAGCCUCAUCUCAGAGUCCAAGUCGUCCCAGUCACUCAGCAGCUCAGAUGGCAGCGUCUCCGGGAACCUCAGCACUUCCUCCAGCUGCAGCGAGACCUACACCAGCUUCUCCGACAUCAAACCCUGACCUGCGAGCACUGAUUUCUGUGUGGAAUUACAAAAACCUCCAGGAGGACAGAAGCAAAGUGUUUCGUCACGGACCAUCAACGUCACAGUUUGUCGGAUCGAACCAAAAAUCGAAACCAUCACUGUAUCUGCGAAUGUUACCAGUGUAUUUACAGCCACCUGUGAGGCUCACGCAAACGGACAAUAGCUCUUCUUUUUACCUUGAACGUGGGUACAAGUUUAAGUGGCAGAAAAUUCAGAAAGCAUCAGGGAAAAAUAGUUCCUCGACACACACCUUACAGUCAUGUCCAGUCUUAUAUUUAAUCCCUUAUAUGUAGCAUUGAAGGCGACACGUUUAAAGAAUAUCUGCACUAAACGUGAGCUCUCACCAGCUCACGAAACCCCUUCAAGUGGAUAACAUCGCAGCAUAGCGGCAGAUUCUUGUGUGAAACAUGGACAGGUACAGAUACUAUCAGACCGGUAUUUCACAUGAUGCUUUAGUGUCAAACAUUAAUCGUACACUGUGAAAACUGGCAGCUGGCUGCAACAAGAAGAAAUGCUUUGGGUGCAUCGUGGAGCAUCUGUGAGCAGGUCAGAUGUGCAGGGCGUGUUACUGUAAGUCUUGUUUUUGUAUGUGGGAGACAUACUGGGUGAAGUGUGUUGAAUCCCUUGUAGUUUCUGGCGGGCCAGUGGUGUCAAAGUAGUUUUCAUUUCUCAUUCAAGGAUGCUGUAUUCCUCCCUUGUUAAUAAGAGCUUCCUAUUCCCUAGUUUCACAGUUUAUAAGAAGUAUCACCGGGUGAAUGUCACCAACAGCACGACCUGGUGGUCAGAUGUCAUGCACUUCUCCAGCGACACAUACAAAUCACUUACACAGAGUGCGGCAGCUUGGAACAACUUUUGAACCUCUUUCUUUCCCCCAAGAGUAAUCGUCUAACUCGCCUCUGAACUGCUCUGGAUUUACCUCUCAGGAAGCCCAAGGAGUUGCGUGGGCAGGCAGGUGUGACUGCAUACCUGCUUGUGUUGACUACAUGUCUUUGUGUGUGAGCAUUCCUGUGCGUGUUGUGCUUCAGAACAAAUCCAACAAGCUGAUGUCACAGGCUCCCAGGGUGGCUAUUUGGCUGCAGACAGCAGCUGGGUCAGAAAAGUUCCCAUUUGGGGACGUUUUAGCGACGUCAUGCAUUUACCUGCUGAGUAAAGUUAAAGGGAUAGUUCAGAUUUUUUGAAGUGGGGUUGUAUGGGUUACUUAUCCAUUGGCAGUGUAUUACACACAGUAGAUGUCAGUCAGCACACCCCCAGUUUGGAGAAGCAGGCUGGAGUCUGACACAGAAGCUAAGCAAUGUACUGCUGUGGAUGGGGGCCGGCAACAAAACGUAUUUUAGCCAUCUAAAAAAAGCCCGACCUAAAGAAAAUUAACAUCAGCGUAAGUGUGCGCUAUAUUGAAAAUACCUUUACUACUUUACCUUAAUGUCAGAGCGUGAUUUUCAACUGGAAAAUGAAGCUGUUAAAUCGCUCUCUUCACAGCCAGACUCCAUUGAGAAAAACAGCGAUUUAACAUAGCUGAACACAGGAGCUGCUGGUCUAUUACUGCCUUAAUCAGUUGGUUUGUUUGUGUAACAGUGUGACUUCGGGGUUUAAACAGAUUGGUUUAGAGUCACAAAAGUCACACAAUAACACAAACUAACUAACUAAACAAGGCGGCAGUAGACCAGCAGCUCCUGUGUUCAGCGAGCUAAAAUUACCAUUUUUCUCAAUGGAGUCUGGUAGCUUUGAUGAGUGCAUAGAUGGGGCUGUCAGACAGAAAGGUAAAGUUGUGAAAAUACUCUCAAUAUAGCAUAUUGACUUUUUUCAUAGGUGGGACUUUUUAGGUGUGUAAGACAUUUUGUUGCUGGCCCCCAUCCACAGCAGUACGUUGCUUAGCUUUCGUGUUAGCCUCCAGCCUGCCUCUCUAAACUGUGGGAAUGCCAGCUGACGUCUACUUAUUGUAAUACACUGAGUACGGCUCAGUGCCCCAUACACCACUUUAAAAAAAUCCAAACUAGAAACAACCACCCUCAAUACUCUGCAUAUAAAUCUAAUUUUGGCUCCAUGUCUGCUGCACUCACCUAUCUUUGGUGUGCACUGCAGCAACAAAAGCAGGCUUUGUCCCCUCCCUCUGCUCCCAGCCCCACUAAGGCAUGUGACAGUAGUCACUUCUGUGCACGCAGGGCUAACCAGGGCCCGGACCUUCCUUAACAUGUUUGCACCACCAGCUCCGUGACAGUAUUUGUUUAUUUACCAUGAUGUCGCUGAGUAACUGAAAAACGAGGUGCAAAAAAAAAAAUACUGACAAAAGUCUGACUAGUGGUGUGAAUUACACAGCAGGGGUGGUGAGUAACAUAAGUUGGCCCUAGCUGGCCGAAGACGUUGAUACGGGUGCAUAGCACACCUCUGACAACCAGCUGCUGUGACAGACACACACAAGCUAUUUCUAACACUGAAUGACACCUUCUUACCUUGUUUUUCAAGGGUGAACUUAUUUUUUAUACCCCAAGAAUUUCUACUGUAUCCACAUGGUGCACUGUAAAACAAUCUGUUCCUUUUUGCCAUCUUCAAUGUUGAAUGUGUGACUCUGUUAUUGUAACAGAAAAAAUGCAGCAUGCUGUUCUACUCAAACCAGCCCCACCUGUUUUAUUACUGAAUAUGAGUUGUUCACUCCGCCACUGAUAAACACCACUGUGGUUAUGUUAAAGGAAUAGUUCAGGGUUUUUUUAAAGUGGAGUUGUGUGUAAUACUUAUCCACAGACAAUAUGUUACAUACAGUAGAUGUCAGUGGGCACACCCCCAGU